Molecule: messenger RNA, 1504 nt
Organism: Sesamum indicum (sesame)
Lineage: Eukaryota; Viridiplantae; Streptophyta; Magnoliopsida; Lamiales; Pedaliaceae
Source: RefSeq, a predicted model, not a curated record
ACUGGUUAUACUAGGAUAAUUGAAGAGGUGAAAAUACUGUGGUUGAAUCAGUAAUUUCAUUGAGGCAAAGAUGAUUGCUAGGCUUCUGGGGAAACCUAAGCAAGAGGCAAAUGCUCUCGCCACCCUAGACAAAUUAAACGAGGCAGCUGCCUCAGAUGAUACUGGCUAAUAUUUUACAUGAACUUUGAUCUUCUGAAAAUUUCUUUGAGAGGAAAGAGGCUAGUGUAUGAUUUAGUUCAUGAGUCUCAUUGCCAAAGACUUUGGAUUUUCACCCCUCAUUGCAACUUGUGGAAACAUGUCCUCUGGUGAACAUGUUCAAGAUUGUAUUUCUCAAUCUAAGCAUCUGUUGGAUGCACUACGUCCUGAUAGAGCCCACUCUUCCCCUCAACUAUCGCUUUGUUGAGCUUUCACAUUAAAUACAUCAUUUUCUGUUGGAGAUAGUCAAUUUGGACAAGGGAGAUGCCCUUCUCUUCCAUUUAGAAAUCUAUGAUUUAACAAGAGAAAAGUUCAAAUAUCAUUGAUGGGAGCAGACUACACCAGGCUUGUCCACUAAGAGAAACAGGAAAAUGAAAUAUUCGACCUGAGAGCAAUAUCUGAAGUAUGAAGACUCUUGAGAUGCUUGAGAAGAAGGAAGGCGUUCUUCAGAAAAAAGCAUCUGCUGAGGUUGAGAAGGCCAAAGAAUAUACCAAAGCGAAGAACAAGAGAGCGGCCAUACAGUGUUUGAAGAGAAAAAGACUCUAUGAAGAACAGAUUGGGCAGCUUGCCAAUUUUCAACUGCGCAUACACGACCAGGUUAUAAUGUUAGAAGGUGCAAAAGCUACUACUGAAACUGUUGAUGCGCUGAGAAGUGGAGCAGCUGCAAUGAAAGCAAUGCAGAAAGUCACAAAUAUUGACGAUGUGGACAAGACAAUGGAUGAGAUAAAUGAACAAACAGAGAACAUGAAGCAGAUACAGGAAGCACUGGCUACACCAAUUGGUGCAGCAGCCGACUUUGAUGAGGAUGAAUUGGAGGCUGAGCUUGAAGAAUUGGAAGGUGCAGAGUUGGAGGAACAGCUUCUUCAGCCUGCAACUACGGCCCCUGCUGCUUCCGUGCAGGUUCCAUCAGGCAGAGUACCUACUCGCCCCGCCCCUCAGAAACGGACACAGGAGGAAGACGAACUUGCUGCUCUGCAAGCAGAAAUGGCACUUUAAGUUUACCUGUAGAACUAAUUUAGUCCAUAACCUUGGCAUCUGUAACUGAAGCAGUCGAUCGACCAAUCACCGGAUAGAUGAAAUGUAACAUAGGGAUCUUGCAAUUGGUUGGAACGCUAGUUCCAAAUUGUUAUGCUCAAUGUAUAUUUUCUGGCGUUGAAAUGCUGUUGAUGGAAUUGGCAAAUUCAUCUAGAUGUCGUGAUAUCACUGGCGCAGAGCUGAGUUGUGGUGAUUAUAUGUAGGUGAAGUAAAAAGUGUGCAAUCUACAAUCCUGAAUGCAGCACGUAUGCAUGUAAGUUGCAGUAGCUAUUCC